Messenger RNA from Anopheles stephensi (Asian malaria mosquito), 2249 nucleotides. RefSeq names its product RNA polymerase I-specific transcription initiation factor RRN3 (gene Tif-IA). Gene Ontology annotation, biological process: transcription initiation at RNA polymerase I promoter. The record is from RefSeq and is a predicted model, not a curated record. Gene Ontology annotation, molecular function: RNA polymerase I general transcription initiation factor activity; RNA polymerase I core binding. Gene Ontology annotation, cellular component: nucleus. The transcript has 3 exons. The coding region runs from base 316 to 2133 and encodes 605 amino acids. Lineage: Eukaryota; Metazoa; Arthropoda; Insecta; Diptera; Culicidae.
GGGCGCCUUAUCCGUGUGUGUGUCAAAAAGUUUAUUCGUGGUAAAAACGUGUUUGCUGCCCGGCAGGUGCUUAAAGAAUUGUGAAAUUUCUUGAUUAAUCAGCUCAAUUGUGCGUGAAUUUUCGAAGGGGGCAGUGUUUCACAGCGCGCACGGCAGACCAAGCGAAGAAAUUGUUGUAAUUUGAAGUGUCGUGGCACUUUCCUACCGAAUCAUCAGUGCGGUGCUGCGUAAUACAUAACCUUGAAGAAAUCUUGGUGCCCUGCCUUCCUGGAAGAGAAGCACGCCAGCGGAGCAACACAAACACAAUAUGCAAACAUGUCUACACUUACCGAAAAGCGUCGAGUCUCCUCAAUUCUCAAGCCCCAUUCCCCUCCGAACGGCAAUGGUACACCGUCACGGAACAAGGUCCGGUUUGUUGAGUUGUCAAUCGAAUCGGCAUUGCAGGAAGUGUUGGAUCAUAACCGGUUAACGGGGUACGAGGAACUCUUGGAGAAUCUGCGAGAUGGUGAUCCCGAGGAUGAUAAGUUUAAGGCAAUUUUCCUAGAAGCUAAGCAAGCCGUUCCUUUGAUGAAGCCCCACUUCGGUAAGUUGGUCGAGCAGCUGCUUUCGUUGCGCUGGCUAGACCGCUCCGAGGAGGCCCAGGAGGCCUACAAACAGUUCGUGUUGGAAUUGUCCAUCGUGCAGAAAAACUACUGUACAAUGACCAUGGCAAAGCUGGUGAAGUUGUUCAUCCCGGGGAAAGCGGUCCAGUUGCCAGGGCUCGGCGGCAGUGCGGGAUGCGAGGAGCUUCAACGCCAAAUGGGAUCUCUGCAUGAUCUGAUUAUGAGACUGAAAAAUGUGAUACCGAUGAUCUUCGACGUGGUGCUCACGCAGCUACGAAAGAGUUUCCCGUACUAUAAGCGACCGUCCUGGGAGGUGGCCGGCUAUCUGUGUAACGUGCUGCGCAUGACCGACUACUCGUCGAUAUACUGUGAUGAGCUGCUGGAUAUCGUAUUCUUCCAUCUGCUACAGCUGGACGUAAAUGUGCCACGUAGUGUGAUUGAGGAGGCGGAAUACCCGGACGACGAGAUGAUGUUCGAGAUGACUGAGACGGGCGGUGAUGAGGAGCAGAAUGCCGAGGAUAGCGACACGAUGAAGCAUCCGGUCGCCGAAACGCUAGAUCAGUAUAUGGAAAUCGUGUUUAACUACAUCGAACAGACGGUAAAAACUAACGGCCAAGGAGAUCGGUUGUUUAAGAUCAUUCUGAAUCAGUUCGAGACACACAUCCUACCUACUCACAACACCGAUCACGCCCAGUUCGUCAUGUUCUACAUCUGUAGCUUUAAGCUUACGUACGCGGAACAUUUCAUCAGCUCACUGUGGAAGAAUGUGAACAAUCUGAACAAAUCACCCGCCGUGCGACAGACGUCGGUCGGGUACAUUGCAAGCAUGCUGGCCCGGGCGAAGUUCGUUCCCUUAAACUAUCUUAAAUCGAUGUUGGUGGAAAUGUCGCACUGGGUGCACAACUACAUCCAACGAAGCGAUUCGAUGCACCACAAUCAAUCACUCAAGGCACAUCUCCUAUUCUAUUCCGUGUGCCAGGCCAUCUUCUACGUAGUUGCGUUCCGCGCCAAUCACCUUACAUCAAGCUCAAAGAAUCUUGCCUUCCUCCAAUCGCUUCAACUUUCAUCGAUCGUCACCUGUCAGCUGAAUCCAUUGCGCGUCUGUUUGCCCACGGUGGCGACAGCAUUCGCUGGCAUUACGCGCGCCUACCAGCUUGCGUACUGUCACACCAUCCUCGAGCGUAAUGCGCGGCGCAAGUUGGCCACCGUGUACAAGAACAGUACGCAACUGCCGGAAGACUGUCUCGACACGUUCUUUCCCUUCGAUCCGUACCUGCUGACCAAGUCCGGCAAGCGCAUCGAGCCGUUCUACCUUCAGUAUCAAGCGCACGAAAUGGAUGAGGAGUCGGGCGAGACGAGCAUCAGCAGCGGAGCAGCAAAGGGUCGGAAGCGGUACGAAUCGAUGUCGGAGGAUGUGGACGAUUUCAUCCCGGAAAGUAAGCGCCACAAGCAUCGCAACACCGGCAACGGUAUGGAUGUUGGUGGAGAGUUUACGUUUUCGUACGGCGUUUCGCCUGGGUUUCAUAGUUGAAUUACCCGCGUUCAGUGGUAUAGGUGCUGAAGUAGACAGUGCAAUCUAAAAUGUCUAUUCAGGCUUUUUAAUUGCUGAUAAUAACAAUAUAUACAUCGUUUAUCAACAUACCUAAA